AUGGCUUUGGUUAUGGAACCUAUAAGUAAAUGGACACCAAAGCAAGUACUGGACUGGAUGAAAGGUCUGGAUGACUGUCUCCAGCAGUACGUGAAGAGUUUCGAGCGGGAGCAGAUGGGGGGAGAGCAGCUGCUACACAUCACCCAUCAGGAGCUGGAGGAGUUGGGUGUCACCAGAAUAGGACAUCAGGAGCUCAUCCUGGAAGCUGUCGACCUCCUCUGUGCCCUGAACUACGGCCUAGAGACAGAGAACCUGCGGACUCUGUCCCACAAACUGAACGCUUCGGCAAAGAACCUUCAGAAUUUUAUCCUGGGCCGGCGGAGGGGCGGCCACUAUGACGGACGAGCUUCCCGGAGGCUACCCAAUGAUUUCCUCACCUCAGUUGUGGAUCUCAUUGGUGCAGCCAAAAACCUUCUGGCCUGGCUUGACAGGUCUCCAUUUGCCAGUGUGACUGAGUAUUCAUUACUGAAGAACAACAUUGUGCAGCUCUGCCUUGAAUUAACUACCAUUGUACAACAGGACUGCACUGUGUACGAGACAGAGAAUAAGAUUCUCCACGUGUGUAAGACCUUAGCAGGGAUAUGCGACCACAUCAUCUCUCUGUCGUCAGACUCUCUGGUCUCUCAAUCUGCUCAUCUGGAGGUGGUCCACCUCACCAGCAUCAUGCCCAGUGAAGGCCUGGGGAUGUAUAUCAAAUCGACGUAUGAUGGACUCCACGUCAUCACUGGAACCACAGAAAACUCUCCAGCAGAUCAGUGUAAGAAGAUCCACGCAGGUGACGAGGUGAUCCAAGUCAACCACCAGACAGUGGUGGGCUGGCAGCUGAAGAACCUGGUCAACGCUUUGAGAGAGGACCCGUGCGGAGUCAUCCUCACAUUGAAGAAAAGACCCCAAAACACCCUGAGCUCCACGCCGGCUCUGCUCAGGAACGUCCGCUGGAAACCACUGGGCCUGCAGCCGGUACCCACCAGCCCUACCAACACCUCUCCUACACCUGUCGGAACUUUGGGCAUGUCCAAAAUGGACGCCCCGAGCAUGCAGGACGUCUAUAUCCUUUCUCCUGUUUCUGGACUCUACAGCACCAGGGAGGAGAUGGGUUUGAUGUCAUGCGACGACAUCAGCCGGUACAGCGUGAGCUCCCAGUCAGGCUCCAAAGGUUCAGAGGCGGUUAGCUACUACCUGGAUCAGGACAGCGGUCAGUACUUCUCUCUGCUGGAGGGAGACGGACCUCCAGGGUCUGACUACGACAGGGGCCGCAAUACAGGGGUUCGUCGGCGGGACAAGACCCCCACUCAUGGUGACCUCAGACCUGUUUCCAUGCCUCCCGAAUAUAACUGGAUGGCCGAGGCCAAGGAACCCAGCAUGGGCAAGAGAGGGAGCCGAGAUUCAGACAACUCCCUGCUGCGUUACCUCAGCGACGACAAGAUCCUGGUGAUCGAGGAGGAGCCUGAGGGUCCGGGGAGGGAAAGCCGGCGGGAUUCCACCAGACGCUCUCGGCGCAAGAGUCGCAAUCCCAGCAGCCCUAGCUUUCCCAUCAGCCCUUCUAUGCUGUCCUCCACACUGCGCCUAGACCAGCCACCCGAUGCUUUGCCUCGGGGUGCGGACACACUGCGAGCAGACACAACAGACAGGUACUCAGGCUCAGGAAGCUCAGGAGCGGCCUCCAUGAGGAAGUCUUUCCAUUACACCUCUCUAAGAACGAAACCCAAAAAGAGAAGUAAAGGUUCCCUCACUAGUGCCAGUCGAAGGAGAAUCUCCUGUAAGGACCUGGGCCAUGGUGACUGUGAGGGAUGGUUGUGGAAGAAGAAGGAUGCAAAAGGAUACUUUACGCAGAAAUGGAGGAAGUACUGGUUCAUCCUCAAAGAGUCUUGUCUCUACUGGUACACCAACCAGAAUGAUGAGAAAGCUGAGGGCUUCAUCAGCCUCCCUGAGUUCAGAAUAGACCGAGCCAUAGAGUGCAGACGGAAAUUUGCCUUCAAAGCUUGUCAUCCCAAAAUCAAGAGCUUCUUCUUCGCCACAGAUUGUCUUGAGGAAAUGAAUAGGUGGAUGAACCGGCUUGGGUUGGCUGCUAUUGGCUACACACCAGAUGACAAAGUGCCACGCCCUGAUGAAGACUACUGGAGUGAGAGUGAUCAAGACGAGGUCGAUGGUUCGAUGACACUCAAGCAGGAGGGACCCUCAUCUCUCUGCGAUACUUAUCACCGCACACCAUCAGUCAAUUCUUCUAGCCCCUUCCCAGAGCCAAAGCACGGCCGACAUUUCUCCAGUGAGUCCACACACUCCCACUCCUCGGCCGAGGACCAGCGUGGAGACGGCAUGGGCAUGGGCACAGGCACGGGGAGCACCAGUACCCACUCAUCCGGUUGCCGCUCUUCCCAUCGUGAACGACGCUCCUGGCAGGACCUCAUUGAAACCCCUCUGACCAGCGCAGGGCUGCACUUCCUCCAGACAGCACCAGGGGAAAGUGAUUAUGGCCUAAUGGGGAGCAUGGCCGGAGAGAUGGGGCUUUACGGAGGGCUGGGCAGACAGGGCAUGUCUCCGGAGAGACGUAGGCAGGCCACGCUGCCCGUACGGAGACACCACGCCGCAGAGAGGGACAGGGAACGGGACGGGCCCUUCCCUCUAGAGCGAGGCCCACACUCACACAGCCACACACACCGACGCUCCCACAAGCAACGCAGCCAGAGUCUGCCCAGGAAUAGAGACCCGAUGCCAGGAAAGCUGUUACACACCUCAGCUCAUAUGGAGGAGAGAAGCGAAGAUGAGGAGGCGGAGGGGCAGGCUGCAGAUAUGCUCGAGGGUGAGGAGGACCUGCGGGAGUUGAGAGUUGAGAGCAGAGAGAGGAGGGUGUCUGAGGGACGGGAGCGAAGAGUGUCGGAAGGCCGUGAGCCAGAGACGUUGGAUGGGCUAGAGCAGUUGUACCGAGCCCUGGAGCAAGCCAACGUGACAGCCCUAGGAGACCCAAAACCCUGUAGCAGGCAGGAGCUUCGACGGUGUUUCACUCAGAGAGCCAGAGACCCCCUGCUAAAUGACAGGCUGCACCGGGUCCGAGCCCUCCGCAGCACCUUGAAGGCCAAAGAGUCGGAGCUGUCAGUAAUCUGUGCCCUCCUGGAGGAACCUGGCCUGUGCUCCCAGACCUUCAGAGAGUGGAAGCAGUGGCACAGCGAGCUCUACUCAGACAUCUGCCAGCUCAGCCCCGGCACCAACGGCCAGGAUGACCUCUCCCCUCUGGCCGCACCUCUCAUGACCCACACACAUUCCUUCAUUGAGACGCACGUGUGA
This is a messenger RNA of Scomber japonicus (chub mackerel), 3282 nucleotides long. Its product is annotated as connector enhancer of kinase suppressor of ras 2. Gene Ontology annotation, molecular function: protein binding. Gene Ontology annotation, biological process: regulation of signal transduction. The transcript is spliced from 24 exons. The record is from RefSeq and is a predicted model, not a curated record. Gene Ontology annotation, cellular component: cytoplasm; membrane. Lineage: Eukaryota; Metazoa; Chordata; Actinopteri; Scombriformes; Scombridae. Bases 1 to 3282 code for a protein of 1093 amino acids.